Messenger RNA from Saimiri boliviensis boliviensis (Bolivian squirrel monkey), 1850 nucleotides. Lineage: Eukaryota; Metazoa; Chordata; Mammalia; Primates; Cebidae. The record is from RefSeq and is a predicted model, not a curated record.
GCCAGGGGCGGGGCGGGGCUGGCUGCUGGCGGCGGGCGGCGGGCGCGGCCGGACGGGAGUUCCCCAGAGAAGGAGCCUGCUGCCCGAGUCCCGUCCCCAGGCUUCCCCAAUCCAGGGGACUCGGCGCCGGGACGCUGCUAUGGACGACAUUUUCACUCAGUGCCGGGAGGGCAACGCAGUCGCCGUUCGCCUGUGGCUGGACAACACGGAGAACGACCUCAACCAGGGGGACGAUCAUGGCUUCUCCCCCUUGCACUGGGCCUGCCGAGAGGGCCGCUCUGCUGUGGUUGAGAUGCUGAUCAUGCGGGGGGCACGGAUCAAUGUAAUGAACCGUGGGGAUGACACCCCCCUGCAUCUGGCAGCCAGUCAUGGACACCGUGAUAUUGUACAGAAGCUAUUGCAGUACAAGGCAGACAUCAAUGCAGUCAAUGAACAUGGGAACGUGCCCCUGCACUAUGCCUGUUUUUGGGGCCAAGACCAAGUGGCAGAGGACCUGGUGGCAAAUGGGGCCCUUGUCAGCAUCUGUAACAAGUAUGGAGAGAUGCCUGUGGACAAAGCCAAGGCACCCCUGAGAGAGCUUCUCCGAGGUCCAUCUCCCCACCCGCUAACUUGUGCUCUCUUGUCCCUUCCCACCUGUCUUCUUCCUCUGUACCACAGCUCAGGUUGUUUUUCUUCCCUAGAGCGGGCAGAGAAGAUGGGCCAGAAUCUCAACCGUAUUCCAUACAAGGAUACGUUCUGGAAGGGGACCACCCGCACUCGGCCCCGAAAUGGAACCCUGAACAAACACUCUGGCAUUGACUUCAAACAGCUGAACUUCCUGACGAAGCUCAACGAGAAUCACUCUGGAGAGCUAUGGAAGGGCCGCUGGCAGGGCAAUGACAUUGUCGUGAAGGUGCUGAAGGUUCGAGACUGGAGUACAAGGAAAAGCAGGGACUUCAAUGAAGAAUGUCCCCGGCUCAGGAUUUUCUCGCAUCCAAAUGUGCUCCCAGUGCUAGGUGCCUGCCAGUCUCCACCUGCUCCUCAUCCGACCCUCAUCACACACUGGAUGCCAUAUGGAUCCCUCUACAAUGUACUACAUGAAGGCACCAAUUUUGUUGUGGACCAGAGCCAGGCUGUGAAGUUUGCUUUGGACAUGGCAAGGGGCAUGGCCUUCCUACACACACUAGAACCCCUCAUUCCACGACAUGCACUGAAUAGCCGUAGUGUAAUGAUUGAUGAGGACAUGACUGCCCGAAUUAGUAUGGCUGAUGUCAAGUUCUCUUUCCAAUGUCCUGGUCGCAUGUAUGCACCUGCCUGGGUAGCCCCUGAAGCUCUGCAGAAGAAGCCUGAAGACACAAACAGACGCUCAGCAGACAUGUGGAGUUUUGCAGUGCUUCUGUGGGAACUGGUGACACGGGAGGUACCCUUUGCUGAUCUCUCCAAUAUGGAGAUUGGAAUGAAGGUGGCAUUGGAAGGCCUUCGGCCUACCAUCCCACCAGGUAUUUCCCCUCAUGUGUGUAAGCUCAUGAAGAUCUGCAUGAAUGAAGACCCUGCAAAGCGACCCAAAUUUGAUAUGAUUGUGCCUAUCCUGGAGAAGAUGCAAGACAAGUAGGACUGGAAAGUCCUUGCCUAAACUCCAAAGGUGUGAGGACAUGGUUGGGGGAGUGCACCUCCCCGAAGCAGGCCUCUGGCUGCCUCCCCUGCCUCCAGUCAUGGUACUACCCCAGCCAUGGGGUCCAUCCCCUUCCCGCAUCCCUACCACUGUGGCCCCAAAAGGGGCGGGCUCAGAGCUUUGUCACUUGCCACAUGGUGUCUCCCAACAUGGGAGGGAUCAGCCCCGCCUGUCACAAUAAAGUUUAUUAUGAAAACAG